Molecule: messenger RNA, 2062 nt
Organism: Aspergillus ochraceoroseus IBT 24754
Lineage: Eukaryota; Fungi; Ascomycota; Eurotiomycetes; Eurotiales; Aspergillaceae
Product: putative MFS transporter
Exons: 2
Coding region: 263-2044 (593 amino acids)
Biological process (GO): transmembrane transport
Molecular function (GO): transmembrane transporter activity
Source: RefSeq, a predicted model, not a curated record
CCGGGAUUAACCCAGCAGAAAAGAAGCCGGCACCGGGCCUCACCCAAGGUCAAAAAAAAAAAAUCCAAACACUGGGAGAUGUUGCCAUGGAAGAGAGGAAAAGGGGAGGACGAUUCUUCCAGCCUCAUCUUCCCCCGUCCUCAGUGCAACACUGUCUGUCCCUGGCCGCUUCGUGUGUCCGUCGAUGGGACUGCAUUGGACGUACAACUUCAGUAUCUGAUACAACCACAUUCCCCUGUUCACUCUCUACCACAUCGUCACGAUGACCUCUGAAAAGCCCAGACCUCUUGAAAGAGGGAGAUCCUCAGCAGAGGAGAUCCAGCAUGUCGCUUCUUCUGCAGUCUCUUCGUCCUCCACCUCCCCUUCUCUGUCUCUUUCCCAGAAAGAUCCAGGAGAUCCUGCAUCAGAUGCAACCAAGGAACCUUCCCCCUCGACAGCAGCAGCAGCAGCAGCAGCAGCAGCAACCAAAGACACCGAAAACGAGACUGAGGCGACUCCAGCUACCACCGAGGAGCAGCCCCAGGUCUACUCUACCUUUAGCAAAGCCCAGACGCGCAUGAUCGUGGCCAUGGUCACCUUGGCUUCCUUCUUCUCCCCACUCUCGGGACAGAUCUAUUACCCUGUCAUGCCUACGCUCGUGAAGAGCUACCAUCUCACCCCAGCCCUCAUCAAUCUGACCAUCACCACUUACAUGAUUCUCCAGGGUCUGGCCCCAAGCUUUAUGGGUACCUUUGCUGACUCCGGCGGCCGGCGCCCCGCGUACAUCAUCGCCUUUACGAUCUACACGGCUGCCAAUAUUGGUCUCGCUCUGCAGAACAGCUACGCAGCGCUCAUGAUACUCCGGUGCAUCCAAAGUGCGGGGAGCAGCGGCACCAUCUCCUUUGGGUACGGCGUUAUCGCUGAUAUUGCGACCCCGGCUGAACGGGGCACGUAUAUCGGGCCCAUGGCGGCGGGGGUAAUGGUUGCACCGGCCUUGGGGCCUGUUAUUGGCGGUAUCCUUGCCAAGUUCCUGGGCUGGCGCAGCGUCUUCUGGUUCCUAGUGAUUAUCAGUGGUGGGUUCUUGGUUGUGUUUGUGCUGCUUGUGCCAGAGACCGCGCGCCGGAUUGUCGGUGAUGGGAGUGUGCUGCCCGCGGAGUGGUGGAGGAGAUCUGUUCUUCAAUGGUGGCAGCUGCGCAGUCAUGCGGCUCUUACUAGGCCUAACUCUGAUGGUCAUCCUGAUGUUGAUGUUGAUGCUUCUCGGAGUGCUGCUGGACAGCCUGGUGGAAGUGCAGCAAGAUCCAAGCUUCGUUUCCCAAACCCGCUCAAGUCCUUCGUGAUCCUCCUCGAACCAGACGCUCUCAUUCUCAUCUCAUACAUCGGCGUGGUGAUGUUUGCCAAUAUCGCUCUUCUAACUAGUACCCCGACGCUCUUCACAAAGAUAUACGGCUUCAAUGAUCUCCAGAUUGGUCUUUGCUUCCUUCCCCUCGGAGCAGGCGCCUCCCUAGGUGCAAUCAUCAACGGCAAAAUCCUCGACCGCAACUACCGCCGCUACUGCACGCUCCUCUCCGUCCCUCUCGACCGCAAACGCAACACCGACCUCCGAAACUUCCCUAUCGAAAAGGCCCGCCUGGAACCCUUCUUGUGCAUCAUCCUCCUGGCGAUAGUAACCUACACACCCUACGGCUGGGUUCUCCAACAACGAGCCCCCCUGGCCGCCCCACUAAUCCUCCAAUUCAUCCUCGGCUUCUCUAUGAUCGCAUCCACGAAUACCCUGAACACCCUGCUCAUCGACCUGUUCCCUGAUCGGCCCGCGACCGCGUCGGCGGCCUGUAACCUCGUUCGGUGCUGGUUAGGCGCGGUGGGCGCGGCUGUGAUCGAUUACAUGCUCAGCGGGAUGGGAUGGGGCUGGUGCUUUACAUUUUUGGGCUUGGUGAUGUUGCUUAGCUUAGGGUUGGUGUAUGUGGAGUUUCUGUACGGGAUGAAAUGGAGGGAGAAGAGACGGGUGAGAAGGGAGGAGAGGGAAAAGGAGAGAAGGGAUCUGGAAGCUGACAAGGGAGUUGCUUGACUUGUUUUUUUUUUUUUU